This is a messenger RNA of Fusarium odoratissimum NRRL 54006, 540 nucleotides long. RefSeq lists its product as uncharacterized. The transcript has 2 exons. The coding region runs from base 1 to 540 and encodes 179 amino acids. Lineage: Eukaryota; Fungi; Ascomycota; Sordariomycetes; Hypocreales; Nectriaceae. The record is from RefSeq and is a predicted model, not a curated record.
AUGGCUAUCUCGAUUCCAAGCGUAUCUCCCACGGACAGAAGAGUCAUCGCUAUCGUCAUUGAUGCGCUAGACGAAUGUGAUGGAGAAGCAAACGUGAAGCGACUCCUUAACAUCUUGACCCAGACAAAAGUUGCGUCGAAUGUCAAAAUCAGGGUUUUCAUCACUAGUCGACCCGAGCUUCAUAUCCGACUCGGCUUCCGCUCUGUCUCCGGCAACUACGAAGACUUGGUCCUUCACGAGAUCCCAGAGGAUGUCAUUCGAAGAGAUAUCAAGGCAUUCUAUAUAGAAAAUCUCAACACAAUACGAGAGGAGUACAAUCUAUCCAUCAACGAUGACCGAAGGCUUGCAGACACAUGGCCCGGUGACGAAAACAUCAAAGCUCUUGUCAAGAAAGCCGUUCCAUUGUUCAUUUUCGCAGCAACUGUGUGUCGCUUCAUCUCUCAGCGUAGAAGCGCGAGUCCUGAUACGCAGCUUCAAAAAGUGUUAGCCUUUGAGACAAAGAGCCAUGAAUCAAAAAUGAAUCCUACCUACCUACCAUGA